AUGGCUGCCAACGGCGAUUUUUCCGAUGAUGAAUCCCAGCCGGGAUCCCCCAUGCUGAAUGCGAACGGCCAUGAUGAUAUUGAAGAACAAGAGCCCCUCGACCAAGAGGAGAAGCCUCUCAAGUCUGCGAUGAAGAGUGUACCCCCUGUUUCUCAGCCCAAGCGGCCAGAGUUGCCCGAACAGCCAGACCCCGCUACCCUUGACCUGUCGACCCUGACCCCUCUGUCGCCCGAAAUCAUUGCGCGCCAGGCCACUAUUAACAUUGGUACCAUCGGACACGUCGCUCACGGAAAGUCAACAGUGGUCAAGGCUAUCUCAGAGGUUCAGACUGUCCGUUUCAAAAACGAGUUGGAGCGAAACAUUACAAUCAAGCUGGGCUACGCCAACGCCAAGAUCUACAAGUGCGACAACCCCGAGUGUCCUCGCCCAACAUGCUUCAAGAGUUUCAAGAGUGAGAAGGAGAUCGACCCUCCAUGUGAGAGAGAUGGGUGCACAGGACGUUAUAGGCUGUUGAGACAUGUCUCCUUCGUUGACUGCCCCGGUCACGAUAUUCUGAUGAGUACCAUGUUGUCAGGUGCCGCCGUCAUGGACGCAGCUCUUCUUCUGAUUGCCGGAAACGAAACUUGCCCUCAGCCUCAAACCUCGGAACAUUUGGCAGCUAUCGAGAUUAUGAAGCUUAGCCAUAUUAUCAUCUUGCAAAAUAAGGUUGAUCUGAUGAGGGAAGAAGGAGCUUUUCAGCAUUACCAAUCGAUUCUGAAGUUCAUCCGUGGUACUGUUGCUGAUGGCUCUCCUAUUAUCCCCAUCUCCGCUCAGCUGAAGUACAACAUUGAUGCUGUCAACGAAUACCUUGUUUCCCACAUCCCUGUCCCUGUCCGUGAUUUCACCGCUUCGCCACACAUGAUCGUCAUCCGUUCAUUCGAUGUGAACAAGCCUGGUGCCGAGAUUGAUGAGCUGAAGGGCGGUGUUGCUGGUGGUUCCAUUCUGACUGGUGUGCUUAAGCUUAACGACGAGGUGGAAAUCCGUCCCGGUCUCGUAACCAAGGACGAGAACGGCAAGAUUCAGUGCCGGCCCAUCUUCUCGCGGGUUGUUUCUCUCUUCGCUGAGCACAACGACCUGAAAUUUGCUGUUCCUGGUGGUCUUAUUGGUGUCGGUACCCGUGUGGACCCUACUCUGUGCCGUGCCGAUCGUCUUGUCGGUUUCGUCCUGGGCCAUCGCGGACGUCUGCCCGCCAUUUACACCGAACUGGAGGUCAACUAUUUCUUGCUGCGCCGGUUGUUGGGUGUGAAGACCGCCGACGGCAAGCAGGCCAAGGUUGCUAAGCUGAGCAAGAACGAGGUUCUGAUGGUCAACAUCGGUUCUACGGCCACCGGUGCUAAGGUCAUGGGCGUCAAGGCCGAUGCUGCAAAGCUGAGCUUGACCAGCCCUGCUUGUACCGAAAUUGGCGAGAAGAUUGCCAUUUCUCGCAGAAUCGACAAGCACUGGCGUCUGAUUGGGUGGGCUAACAUUGUUGCCGGUAACACCCUCGAACCCAUCCUGAACUAA
Messenger RNA from Aspergillus oryzae RIB40, 1542 nucleotides. Its product is annotated as translation initiation factor eIF2 subunit gamma. Gene Ontology annotation, cellular component: eukaryotic translation initiation factor 2 complex; cytosol. The record is from RefSeq and is a predicted model, not a curated record. Gene Ontology annotation, molecular function: GTPase activity; translation initiation factor activity; tRNA binding. The coding region runs from base 1 to 1542 and encodes 513 amino acids. The transcript has 3 exons. Gene Ontology annotation, biological process: positive regulation of translational fidelity; formation of translation preinitiation complex. NCBI's taxonomy places the organism in Eukaryota, Fungi, Ascomycota, Eurotiomycetes, Eurotiales, Aspergillaceae.